Zygotorulaspora mrakii is the source of this 225-nucleotide messenger RNA. It is a transcript of the gene MRA1, whose product is annotated as Mra1p. The record is from RefSeq and is a predicted model, not a curated record. Lineage: Eukaryota; Fungi; Ascomycota; Saccharomycetes; Saccharomycetales; Saccharomycetaceae. The coding region runs from base 1 to 225 and encodes 74 amino acids. The transcript has 2 exons.
AUGAGAGCAGCACAAUUACUUUUAAAUCAAGCCAAAAAGGGUUCUGGUCUUGGUAUUCCAGUUGAAUUGACACCAUUGUUUUUUGCGAUGGGUUUGGCGUUGGCCUCUGGUACUUAUUUUACAUACAAGAAGUUUAUGUAUGAUGAUUCCUUGAGAGUCACUAAGAACCCUCAACUAUCGGAUUUAGACAGGGUUUUAACAGAAUCUGCCGAAAAGAAAGAUUAA